Linum trigynum is the source of this 435-nucleotide messenger RNA. The record is from the annotation of a GenBank genome assembly. Lineage: Eukaryota; Viridiplantae; Streptophyta; Magnoliopsida; Malpighiales; Linaceae.
AUGGCUGAUUCCUUCCUAUCCUUCUUUCUCCUUCCUCUACUACUACUCGCCAUCAUCACCACCACCGCUCGAAACGUCGUUGUCGAGGCCGCCCCGGACCUAACCCUGCUCUCGUCCUUCUGCGGCACGUACCGCGAUGUCAGCGGUUUCAGGAAGGAUCAAGCCGGGAGAGCCGUGCAAGCUGCCGCCGAAUACACACUCCCCGACGACAAAAAUCAUUGCUCGGAGAUCGGCGGCGAGCCCGUCAUGUACAGUACGGCCUGGUGUUCGGAAUCCGUUUCUCAGGCGGAUUGCACCGACUGCAUCAACUACGCCGGAGACCAGCUGGUGAAUCAGAACAUCUGUGGCGAUCACUACGGCGCCCAGAUCACCGUUGUCAGUUGUUCAAUGAGGUAUGAGAUCAACCCGAUAGACGAAUGUCCCGGCUUUCCUUAA